Molecule: messenger RNA, 825 nt
Organism: Peniophora sp. CBMAI 1063
Lineage: Eukaryota; Fungi; Basidiomycota; Agaricomycetes; Russulales; Peniophoraceae
Source: the annotation of a GenBank genome assembly
AUGUCAACCGCAUCUCGAAAUUUUCUUUCGAGUUUGCAUACGGGCUCUGUCAUGACACAGACUUUCGGCACGGACUCUACCCUCGAGCGCGUUCAUCGCCUCGUAUCUUCUGCUUACGCCCACAACGUUCUCUACGAGACCUUUCUGAGCUGCUCCACUAUACGGACGUACCAGGUUCCCGGAGCACAUCAUGGCUUGGUCAUCUUCUUUGCCUACCAGGAGCUCAACGUUCAUCCGACCGACAAAUUGUGGAUAAAUACGGCGCAUCUUGGGCUUCCAGCGCCAUAUUGUAUCGUCGACAUCAUCGUUGAGAAUCCCACGCGUGUGGUUCCAUCGCGGUUGUUUAUACCAUACGAAGGAACCCAUCGCAGCGAGGUUGCACUUCAGCAGACCGAUAUGCUCCCCCUCUUCUUUGUAAGAAGCGAUGGCGGCGUAGGCAUUCGCGUCGAUGAUGCUAGCAUGCGCCUUGAUGUCCUUCCCGAUGGUCCCACUCGAAUUCAUGCGCAUUCUCUCAAGGUCGUCUUGCAUCUCGUCAACUAUGAACUAGACGAGCGACAGAUCCAACUUCGCACCUCACCGCUGGCUCCUAAUAUAUCGAUUCGACGCCUCGCACGCUUGAUCGCGUCUAAGGUUCGGUGUUUUCUGAAGAAGGCGGAGCGAGAUAACGCUACAUUGGCUCGCUGGGAGGAUCCCCGUUGGAAAAUCGGGUCCGGUGUUGGGUGCAUUGGCGCUGAAGACGUCAUGCUGCUCGGAAUCGUUUUCGUUAGCCCGGGCAAGGUUACCCCUCUACUUCGAGUGCGAGACGAUUAUGUCUUCACGAUAUAG